AUCCCUCUACCUGUACUCGCAGUCCACGCAGGAGAGUUCCAACAACGGGAAUGGAAUUACCAUUGAUCAUUCACUGAAAGCGCCACAUUGCUUGUCAAACCACGUUGUAUUUCAAAUGAAUGCUCGUGUGACGUCAGACCAACGGACAAAUAUCAACAUCGACCACAGGCGUUUAUAAUAGUUACGAUGUGGGUCAGUACAUGAGCUUGCUGACAAUAACAGUUAGGAUCGAGAUAUAUACUAAACAAGCCGCACCAUGCCGAAGAGGAAAAGAACUUCGUCCCCGUCGAAGGGCCCAGGAGGGAAGAAGGCUAAGACAGCAUCCGCGACCACCUCCCCUCCCCCCGCGACGACCACGGCGGACAUUGUCACAACCUUAAAGACAGACACCACCAAGAAGAAGUUCCAUAAGCCUGACGAACAUUGUAAACUGACCAAUGUCGAGGUUUAUGAAGACUAUGACUGCAUGCUGAACCUGACCAACAUCGGCAAGAAUAACAACAAAUACUACGUCAUCCAAGUGCUCAAGUUGAAGACUGGUGAUCAGUAUCACGCCUGGAUGAAGUGGGGACGGGUGGGUGAAGUACGAGCGCAUUCCCUGAAAGGUCCGUUCAGCUCUGCCCAAAAGGCAGUUGACCUCUUCGUGCAGAAGUUUAACGACAAGACCAAGAAUGAAUGGGCGGACAGAGACAGCUUCGUUCCUGUCAAGGGCAAGUACACCCUCCUAGAAAUGGCAGACGACAAUGAAGAAGAGGAUGCCAAGACGCAUGCGCGACUUGCGGGUCUUAGUGAUGACGCCAUCAUGAAGCCGUGCUCAUUGGACAAGGAGACACAGAGACUUCUCAACUUAAUAUUCGAUAACAACAUGUUCAAAGACGCCAUGAAGAAGUUAGACCUUGACGUGAAGAAAAUGCCUCUUGGCAAGCUCAGCAAACAUCAGAUCGCCAAGGGUUACGAAUGCCUUGAAGAGCUGGAGUCUGUGCUGAAAGCAGCCAAGCCAAACCGCGCCAAGUUGACUGAGCUCUCCUCGCGCUUCUAUACGCUGGUGCCUCACAACUUCGGGCGGCGGCGACCUCCGGUCAUCGAAGAGAUGGACGUGGUGCAGAGUAAGUACGACAUGUUGGCGGUUCUUGGCGACAUUGAAAUCGCUCAAGGAAUACAGAAGAAGAAGCACAAGACACUCUCGAACACGAAAUCAAGAGAAGUUCUUCACCCCCUCGAUAUCAACUACGGGCUGCUUGGGUGUGACCUUGAACUCAUGGACAAGGAGAGCAACGAAUACAAAAUGCUGGAGACGUAUUGUGAAGCUACACAGGGUUACCGCAAGGUCAGCGUUGACCAGAUAUGGGCGGUGAACAGACAUCCAGAGGUGAAAAGAUUUGCCGUCCACGACAAGAUCGUGAACCGGAAGUUGCUAUGGCACGGUACCAAUGUGGCAGUGGUGGCGGCCAUCUUGGAAGGUGGUCUCCGCAUCAUGCCUCACAGUGGAGGACGAGUUGGACGGGGCAUAUACUUCGCAUCCGAGAAUGGAAAGUCAGCUGCUUAUGUGCGGACAACGACUGAUAAAAAGGGCAUCAUGUUUUUAACUGAGGUUGCCCUUGGUAACGAGCAGCACAUCACACGUGACAAUUCUUCCUUGACUGAGCCUCCCAGCGGCAAGGAUAGUGUCAUCGCAAAAGGUUGGACAGAGCCAGAUCCAGCAAAGGAUAAGGACUUGGUCAAGGAUGGAAAGAAAAUAGUUGUUCCACAAGGUGAGCCAGUCAAACAAGACAAAUAUGUCAACAAUAGCAGCUUUGGGCAGAGUGAAUACUUGGUGUACAAGGAAAGCCAGGCGAGGAUGCGAUAUCUCAUUCUGGGAGAUUUCAGCUACUGAGAGACAAUGCGAAAUGCGGUCGCACCAUUCUUUCUCAUUUCACCGCAGAUAUGGAUGGUUGAGGCGGAGGAGACUGAGUAAAUUAUGCCGUUAGUGUUACUCCUGUAAGAUCUGCUUCACGUGCUUUCGGCAAUUGUCGUCAUAUUACAAGUGUCCCAUACAGGUAGAAAACAAAGGCUAUUAUAAUGAUGGUUGACUAAUGGUUGGUACCGAGCUGUCAUAAGCUUUGGGAAUGUCAAGUCAAUUGUUUUUAUUUGUAACCGAAGCAUUCAAUGUAUUAUAUUCGCCUGAAUGCCGUUCAAACAACUCAUAAUUGUUAUAGUAUUCAAGUUACACCCUGUUGUGUAACGCCUUUGUAGUUGGGCGUUUGUUCGGAGUCGAUGUGAGAAUAAAUUAUAUGGUUGUCAGA
Lineus longissimus is the source of this 2282-nucleotide messenger RNA. Its product is annotated as protein mono-ADP-ribosyltransferase PARP3-like. The record is from RefSeq and is a predicted model, not a curated record. Gene Ontology annotation, biological process: double-strand break repair; protein poly-ADP-ribosylation. NCBI's taxonomy places the organism in Eukaryota, Metazoa, Nemertea, Pilidiophora, Heteronemertea, Lineidae. The coding region runs from base 257 to 1873 and encodes 538 amino acids. Gene Ontology annotation, cellular component: nucleolus; site of double-strand break. The transcript has 11 exons. Gene Ontology annotation, molecular function: NAD+-protein mono-ADP-ribosyltransferase activity; NAD+ poly-ADP-ribosyltransferase activity.